AUGCCACGUUCUCUCCAGAUUCUUUUGCUCCUGGCGUUGGCUUCUAGGAAUCAGAUAUUGAGUCGUCCAAUCACAUCAUUUGCGGGUGAGUACUUCGUUAUUUCUCUUUCCUUGCAUAAAAGUUAUAUUUCCCAUAGAGCAGUACCUACAUGGAACUACUUUUCUCUAUAAAACUUUCCAUGAGACUUGGCUUUGACUGUAUCAGUUAAUUUUUUUGACUUAUCACAUUUUUUUACAGCUAAUUGUGCUGAGCUUUACAAGGCUGGAAAUAAAACUAGCGGUGUCUACACGAUUUAUCCUGAUGGUUUAAGUGCCUUUGAUGUGUACUGUGACCAGAGCACAGGUGGAGGAGGGUGGACAGUCAUCCAGAAGAGAAUGGACGGCUCUGUAAAUUUUGAUCUUAGCUGGUGUGACUACAAGCAUGGCUUCAGUAACUUGAGUGGCGAGUUUUGGUUAGGACUGGACAAAAUAAACCGCCUCACUUGGAGAACAAAGAACAGGCUUAGAGUAGAUUUGGAAUUUAACCUCACCCUGGGCAUUCAACGAAUUUUUGCAGAGUACAACUUGUUCGUAGUUGAACCGGAAUUAAAAGAUUAUGCCUUAACUAUUGGAAGUGUUUUAACAGGUAUUCACAUCUGUUGGGUGAUGAUUAAUUUCAUUCAUACAAAGUCUGAAAAAAUGAAUCAAUUUACCAACUGGAUAUUUACGCUUAGAAAAUUAGCUUUAUACUGAAAGCGAUGGCAGUCGAAUUACAAUGAAAUCUGAAUAAUUUCGCAGUGUUUCGAAGCAGUUUUGCUUACGUUGUACGCGAACCGUGUCAAUUUGGCUCAUUAAAUUGACUGAACAACAAAUAAAGUCGUUAUUUUGUCUUCAAAAAUGAACUGUGAUACGAGCAUCUCUUCAGCUGACAGAAAUUGAGCUUUUAAUAAAUGCCGUUAUUAUUCUGUUGAUUUUUUACAUUAUUUUUUUCUUUUCUUCUCGCUCUGUAGGAAACGCAAGUGAUUCUUUCGAUUACAACCGCAACGCUUCGUUUUUUACAAUGGAAAAAGACACGCUGGACGGUUGUGCUAAGAAAUAUGGAGCUUGGUGGUAUCCCAAUAGCAAAACUUGUGGUAACUCCAACCUUAACGGUCAAUACAAACAAAUAGACGGUUUAAGAUGGGCACGCUGGAGUCAAUAUAGGCCUCGUGAGCCCCAGUAUAUAGCCACCAAAGCCGAAAUGAAGAUCAAGCCGGAUUGCUUAGGAUAA
Pocillopora meandrina is the source of this 1249-nucleotide messenger RNA. Lineage: Eukaryota; Metazoa; Cnidaria; Anthozoa; Scleractinia; Pocilloporidae. The record is from the annotation of a GenBank genome assembly.